Phalaenopsis equestris is the source of this 1828-nucleotide messenger RNA. Its product is annotated as gamma-glutamyl hydrolase 2-like. The coding region runs from base 553 to 1611 and encodes 352 amino acids. Gene Ontology annotation, molecular function: gamma-glutamyl-peptidase activity. Gene Ontology annotation, cellular component: vacuole. The transcript is spliced from 10 exons. Gene Ontology annotation, biological process: tetrahydrofolylpolyglutamate metabolic process. The record is from RefSeq and is a predicted model, not a curated record. Lineage: Eukaryota; Viridiplantae; Streptophyta; Magnoliopsida; Asparagales; Orchidaceae.
CACAUUGUGCAAUUCAUUCUUUAACUGUAUGACCCGAGAAUGAUUGAUUGCUUGCAAUCAUUUCUUCAAAACAGUUCAGAUGGCAGACAUUGUGGAAUUUAGAGCAGCUGUCACUUCGUAUAACCAGGGUUUACCAAAGGUAUACCUGUGUCGACGAUAAUCUGUGGCGUGGGAAGAGGUAAGCUGCCAUCAAGAAAGCCCACAGACCCAUUGGCUUUUAUAAUCUUGAUCAUUUGGGAUCUCCAAAAUUAGUAAGUAUCUGCAGACGGUACGAUUAUAACCACAUAUUUCAGAUUAGUCAUCAUGAACUUCAGUGAGGGAGGAAUAGGUGUCUCGGUAAUGUUGAGAGUAGCCAAUCCUUCUAAGAUCUGAGGAGUUCCAAUAUUUUUUAGAUCAGGUUUGGCAGUCAAGACAAAGGGACGUCUAAUAUUUUUCUCAGAAUCAGCACCUUUGGUCAACAGCAAUUAUUGUUUUUCGAUAGCGGGGUGAUUUUGGAGUGAAGCGUAAGGCUACCUUUCUAUCUGAUUACGCAUCUGCUCUGUCAAGCCGGCGAUGUGGAGAUUUCUCCUUGCAUCCCUGCUCAUCGCCUUCUCUAUCUCCGCCGCCGCCUCUGCCUCUUCAUCUCAACCCAUCCUUUCACCGGGAGAAGAGUGGGCGAACGAGCAGCUCCGUCAUGGUGCCAUUUCUGGGGAAAUCUGCCCUUCGCCGGAUCCCUCACUCUAUUACCAGCCGGUGAUCGGUAUCGUCACUCACCCCGGAGAUGGCGCCACCGGGAGGCUCAGCAACUCUACCGACGCCUCCAACAUCCCGGCCUCUUACGUCAAGUUCAUCGAGUCCGCCGGCGCUCGCGUCAUUCCUCUUAUUUACAACGAGCCUUGGGAUAUCAUCUCCGACAAACUCGAGCUGGUGAAUGGCAUCCUGUUUACAGGGGGAUGGGCUAAAGAGGGCUUGUAUUUUGAGACAGUAAAGAAGGUUUUUGAGUUUACACUAGCAAGAAAUGACGCUGGGGACCAUUUUCCUUUAUUUGCCAUCUGUUUAGGAUUUGAGCUGAUCAGCAUGAUUAUCAGUCAGGACCAUGCUAUAUGCGAACAUUUUAAGGCGCAAAAUCAAGCUUCUACUCUCCAAUUUGCAAACAUCUCAGAUAUUGGAGGAUCCGUUUUUGAAAGGUUUCCACCAGAAUUGCUCAGAAAGCUGAGCUCCGAGUGCCUUGCAAUGGAAAACCAUAGAGAAGGGCUUUCACCAAGAAGGUUGCAAGCGAAUGAUGCACUCUCAAGUUUCUUCAAGAUAUUGACAACUAGCACGGAUGAAAAUAAUGAGGUGUACGUAUCAACUGCAAAAGCCUAUAACUACCCGAUUACUUGUUUCCAGUGGCAUCCUGAGAAAAAUGCCUUUGAGUGGGGAUCGUCUAUGAUUCCACAUACUGAAGAUGCAGUUCGAGUUACUCAACUGUUGGCGAACUACUUCAUAAGCGAGGCUCGAAAAUCUCCGAAAAGGCCUCCAGCACAAAAGGUUCGAGACAAUCUUAUUUACAACUACAACCCAACAUAUGGUGGUAAAGCUGGAAAGGGCUUCGAUCAAGUUUACAAUUUUGAUGAGAGUUACACUGCAUAAUAUCUGAUAAGCAAUAGAAUUUACAUGAAGGCUUACUGGAGUGUUACAUGGCCUGGUCAAUCUAUUGUGUUUAGACUUGCUCUACCAUUUAUCAAUGAUGUGUUAGCAUUAUUACAUGCAAAAUUUGUACUUUCAUCAAUAAAAAUGAAUAUUUUUCCUUUACAUUUUGCAUCUUGAGCUAUAAAAAUGAAUGAUAAGUUCUCUUUUGUUAUGCUAC